GUAGCCACCUUGACAUUUUCUUCUGGUCCGGUUGUGCACUUUGUAGUGCAUUGUGGAGGUGUGAUUUUCAUAAAUUAAUUGCCAAAUUACUCUUUUGUGUGCUCCAAAUUUUCUGCUAACGUUAAAAUAUGGCAGAUCUAGAUGAUUUUUUUGCCAAAAAAGACCGAAAGAAGUCCAAAAGUACAAAAAAAUUCGCGACCACGGAAGAAGUAGCAAAAAAGUUGGAAGACAGUGCGAAGAAGACUGAGAAAUUGAAGAAAGAGCGGGCCCCUGGUGAAGGAGAAGACAGUGCUGCACCUAUCCACGAACAAGACGAAUGGAAAGACUUUGAAGAAGAGAAAAAAGACUACACCGGUUUGAAAAUCGGUAAUCUAGCCAUCACGACUACUGCGGAGGGCACUCCGGGAACCAAGGAACAAACUACGGAACAGCAGCAAGAGGAAGAAUCCGCCCAAGAGAUAGAUAGAAAGGCAGGGCCCUGGAGGCGUAUAGACAGCGAAGUCCAAGAAGAAAUUCCCGUCAAAGUUGUUGAAAAGAAACCAGAGACUCUCCCAAAUGUCACUAAAGGGACUUACGUGCCCCCGGGAAUGCGUAAUAUGGGUAACCAACAGCAGGCCCCACCAAGUCGGAUGAAGACAAAAACAGCCCCUGACAUACACAAUGAGGAGUUUUUCCCAACUCUUUCCAAAACCGGUGGAGACUACAAAAAGAAUCGUAGUGAAGGCUCUUUCGAAGUGGUGCAGCACAAUCGAUCUUCCUCACACAGACAAGUGGAGUUAUCGAAGAUCAGUUCGUCGCAGGGCCCCAAGCUGAGCCUCGGAAACCGUUAUAAUACUCUCAGUAACGAUAGCUAGUGUUGCUAUCAACUCCUAGGGACAUGUUAAUAUUGAGUGGUGGCCAUGGAAGAUAUCCGUUUCGCCUGAUUCACACCAUCGGCUCGGCAAAAGUUUGAGAUUACGAAUCAAAUCUCGCUGAAUCAACCGUUGUAUAAUUCUUUUGUGAGGACUUUUCUGUCUGUUUUGAUGGUGUGAAUCAGGCGGUUGGUAAUGUCUUGUAAGAAACCUAUUGAAAUUUUCGCAUCCAGUCGUUGUUUUUCCAUUCCCUGAUUGUGCCGAUCUGUUGACUAAAUUUAUGUUGCAUCCCGUUCUAACGCCCUCCACCGAGGGUUUCAAAUUGUGGCUUUCGAUUUUUGAAGAUCAUUACUAGAUUUUUUUUUUUACAAAAUAAAUUAUAUUAUUUCCA
Leptinotarsa decemlineata (Colorado potato beetle) is the source of this 1242-nucleotide messenger RNA. Its product is annotated as protein CDV3 homolog. NCBI's taxonomy places the organism in Eukaryota, Metazoa, Arthropoda, Insecta, Coleoptera, Chrysomelidae. The record is from RefSeq and is a predicted model, not a curated record. Gene Ontology annotation, cellular component: cytoplasm.